Messenger RNA from Pochonia chlamydosporia 170, 3912 nucleotides. RefSeq names its product phospholipid-translocating P-type ATPase, flippase. Gene Ontology annotation, molecular function: ATPase-coupled intramembrane lipid carrier activity; ATP binding; magnesium ion binding. The record is from RefSeq and is a predicted model, not a curated record. The transcript has 3 exons. Bases 1 to 3912 code for a protein of 1303 amino acids. Gene Ontology annotation, cellular component: endosome; trans-Golgi network; plasma membrane. Gene Ontology annotation, biological process: endocytosis; phospholipid translocation; retrograde vesicle-mediated transport, Golgi to endoplasmic reticulum. Lineage: Eukaryota; Fungi; Ascomycota; Sordariomycetes; Hypocreales; Clavicipitaceae.
AUGCCUUCGACACCUCCCUACCGUCCUGCCGAGCCCCCCGAAUCUCCCACGCAUGAUUCCGACUCCGACUCCGACUUGGAUCUCGACGUCCACGAACUGGACCCCAUCUCAACCGAGAAUAUUAGGGGCUCACAUCGAGAACAGACAUCUGCCUCUGCCGAACCGAAACCGUCAAGAAUAGCCCUUCGGAACCUGCGCAUGGGAGGGUUGCGACGUGCCAGCAAGCGCGGUCGUCGCGGAUAUGGGGAACUGGGUCAGAAUCGUGACGACUUCGACGAGCAUACCCGCGGGCUGCUAGAUGACCAUGAUGGAGCUGGGGGAAACCGCGCAGACGAUGAUGCGCCGCUGCUGGGCAGCCAUCAAAGAUCGCAAAGUCGCCGGCUGUCCAUGUCCAGCAUACGACUACCCAGUUUUUUGUCCGGAAACAAGCCGCCGCCGCCACAGGGAGACGAUGAAGCUGUAGAUGGACAAGACGAGGACGACCCUUCAGCAUCCAGACACGUAGCCGUUGGAUCUACCCAGUCGACUCGAUUCCCAGCCAACAUUGUCUCCAACGCAAAAUACACAGCUCUCACCUUUCUUCCCGUAACCUUGUACAAUGAAUUCUCCUUCUUCUUCAACAUGUACUUUCUUCUAGUCGCACUUUCGCAAGCGAUUCCCGCUCUUCGAAUUGGUUAUCUAUCUACAUACAUAGCGCCUCUGGCUUUUGUUCUUUGCAUCACUAUGGGGAAGGAGGCGUACGACGACAUUGAGAGGAGGCGAAGAGACAACGAGGCCAACUCGGAGGAAUACCGAGUGCUGACAUUUGCAGACCCCGAGGCACGACCUGCGUCUGUUCGGGCCCCCCGUCGACCGCUCAAAUCGGUUUCCUUUAGCAAAAGGGGGUCACGGAGACAAAGGGAGUCACGACAUGACCUGACUGAUAUUCAAGAGGAAGAUGAUACGUACCACCCUUCAUCUUUUGUUCAGGAAGCGAAUCGCAAGUCAAAGGACCUCAAAGUUGGCGAUGUCCUCAAACUCAGCAAGGGACAGCGAGUGCCAGCUGAUGUGGUCAUACUACAGUGCUACAAUGCAGAAGGCCCUACAUCGUCCACUCCUACCAAGGAACCGGCACAAGAGGAAACGCUCCUCGCCUUUACCGAGAAUGAGUCCGAUGGCAAGGGAAAGCAACCGGAAGCGGAUGCGCAAAAGGACGAGAGUGAUGCUGGCGGAGGAUCUGGUGAGACAUUCAUCAGAACCGAUCAGCUCGAUGGUGAGACUGACUGGAAGCUGAGGCUGGCCUCGGCACUGACACAAAACAUACCCCCUGAAGAGUUUGUUCGGCUGAGAGUUACUGGUGGAAAGCCGGAUAAAAAGGUCAACGAGUUUGCCGGCACGGUGGAACUGCUCCCGACAAGACAGGAUGCCGCCAGCCAUCAGGCGAUGCUUCAGCAAGACGACAGCUCGAAUUCGGCGGGCUUGUCUAUCGACAAUACGGCUUGGGCUAAUACAAUUAUCGCGUCCCAAGGAACCACCUUGGCAGUCGUCUUGUACACUGGCCCGCAGACGAGGUCGGCUCUGUCCACCUCACCAUCGCGGUCCAAAACAGGUCUACUCGAAUACGAAAUCAACUCUCUGACCAAGAUUUUGUGCGCCCUCACGUUGGCUUUGUCAGUUGUCCUUGUUGCGCUGGAAGGGUUCGAAAAUACGACCGGCAACGUGUGGUAUAUUAAGAUCAUGCGCUUCUUGGUCCUGUUCUCAACAAUCGUACCAAUUAGUUUGCGCGUGAACCUCGACAUGGGCAAGAGCGCGUAUUCGAGAUUCAUCCAGCGCGAUCCUGGUAUCCCUGGUGCUGUGGUACGGACCAGUACUAUACCUGAGGACCUGGGGCGGAUCGAGUAUCUGCUCAGCGAUAAGACGGGAACCCUGACGCAAAACGACAUGGAGAUGAAAAAGGUCCAUGUUGGCACCGUGUCGUAUGCCAAUGAGGCCAUGGACGAAGUCAAGUCCUAUGUCCAUCAAGGAUUCCACAUUCAACCUACAACGGAUCCAGCUUCGCAAACUAUGCUGGUGACACCAUCCUCGACCUUUUCAACCACCGUCAAUGUGGGUGCCACCCGCACAAGGCGUGAGAUUGGAGCUCGUGUGCGAGAUGUUGUUCUUGCUCUGGCCUUGUGUCACAACGUCACACCCACCGUCGAUACUGAAGAGGGCAAAGAAGUGACAUCGUACCAGGCAUCGUCACCUGACGAAAUUGCGAUUGUUAAAUGGACAGAGUCCGUCGGGCUAAAGUUGGCAUACCGCGACCGAAAGAGCAUGACCCUUGAAUCAACCGAAACAGGCCGUCCCGUCGUCCGUGUCCGCAUUCUCGAAGUCUUCCCUUUUACGUCUGACGGCAAGCGCAUGGGCAUCAUAGUUCACUUUCAUGACGACAUGACUAAUACUAAUCCAAGCCUGAGCUCUGGCGAGAUCUGGUUCUACCAAAAAGGUGCAGAUACUGUCAUGGGCACAAUAGUGGCUGCCAAUGACUGGCUCGACGAGGAAACGGCAAACAUGGCUAGAGAAGGAUUGCGAACCCUGGUCGUGGGCCGUAAGAAGCUCUCGUACCAGCAAUAUCAGGAGUUCUCAUCCAAGCACCAGGAAGCGUCCAUGUCGAUUGCGAACCGAGAGAGCGGCAUCCAGCGCGUCGUGUCACACUAUCUCGAAAACGACCUCGAACUGCUCGGCGUCACUGGUGUUGAGGACAAGCUGCAAAAGGACGUCAAGCCAUCGUUGGAGCUUCUCCGUAACGCCGGCAUCAAGAUUUGGAUGCUGACAGGAGACAAGGUUGAAACCGCUCGCUGUGUGGCCGUCAGCUCCAAGCUCGUUGCUCGCGGACAGUACAUUUACACCGUUGCCAAGCUCAAGCGCAAGGACGGCGCCCAGGAACACCUCGACUUUCUACGCGGCAAAACAGAUGCAUGCCUUCUCAUUGACGGCGAGAGCCUCCAGCUCCUGCUGACUCAUUUCCGAAUCGAAUUCAUUUCUAUUGCCGUGCAGCUGCCCACCGUCGUAGCUUGUCGAUGCUCGCCUACGCAAAAGGCCGAGGUUGCCAAGCUCAUCAAGGAAUACACCAAGAAGAGGGUGUGCUGCAUCGGCGACGGAGGCAACGACGUGUCCAUGAUUCAAGCAGCUGACGUGGGUGUCGGUAUUGUCGGCAAGGAAGGUCGCCAGGCAAGUUUGGCUGCUGAUUUCUCGAUUGAGCAGUUUUAUCACUUGGUCAAACUGCUCGUGUGGCACGGGCGAAACAGCUACAAGAGGAGCGCAAAACUGGCGCAAUUCGUCAUCCAUCGUGGUCUGAUCAUUGCGGUGUGUCAGACCAUGUAUAGUAUUGCCAGGAAAUUUGAGCCCGAGGGGUUGUACAAGGAUUGGCUUCUCGUCGGCUACGCAACCAUUUACACAGCGGCGCCUGUCCUGUCCCUGGUCCUCGACAAAGAUGUCGACGAAAACCUGGCCAAUCUAUACCCCGAACUGUACAAGGAGCUCACCGAAGGUCGAUCACUCUCCUACCGCACUUUUUUCGUCUGGGUAUUUGUAUCCAUCUAUCAAGGCAGCAUGAUUCAGGGCCUAUCCCAAAUCCUUACCGAGGUGGACGGUCCAAAAAUGGUGGCCGUGAGUUACACCGUUCUGGUGCUAAACGAACUCAUCAUGGUGGCAAUUGAGAUUACGACCUGGCACCCGGUCAUGAUUUUGAGCAUCCUGGGCACAUUUUUAGUGUUUGUAGGAAGUGUACCUUUCUUGGGGGGAUACUUUGAUCUCAAGUUUGUCAUUACGUGGGGCUUCGUAUGGCGCAUUUUUGCCAUUGGAGCAGUGUCCCUGAUUCCUCCAUAUGCAGGCAAGUUGAUCAGAAGGGCAAUUAAGCCGCCGUCGUAUAGAAAAGUACAGAAUAGGUAG